UCAUCGCUGCUCAAUCUCGUCUCGAGGAUUUAAAGAUGGCGCCCCUAGACUACAGAAGCAUGUUAGCGAUGGCACGCAGGAAUCAGAGCCAUAUCCACCAACGCGGAAAAGUUGAAGUGAAUUCUACAGAGGAUUCAAACGCGAUGAGUUCAAAACCAGAUGAUGGCCACAAUGGGCGGAGUGUAAUUGAAGUGAAAACGAGACAGCAUGUGUUUUACACGAAAGUAAACACCAGUCACGAUGACAAAAGGGAAUCCAUCCAGGAUGAGAAAAUUAGGGGAGAGAAGACAGUCGAGCAUGCAUCCAAGAAAGAUAACUUUAAAGAGGACGAACCGACCACCGCACAGUGCGCUACUGAUGGAACAGAUGAUUCCACAAUGAUGAAUAUCUUCGAAGACGUGGCAUCAAGGAGAAAAUUUCACGGAGGAGUAGGGGAGACUCCUUGGAAGCAUGAAGCAGGGCAGCAAGGAAGACAAAAGGAAUCCACAGAUGAUCCAGGAUGCCUUCAUUUGAAGAAUGAUCGGCCGGUGGAUUCUACUGUUGUGUCACCUUUUCCCUGCACAAUCACCACCCCUCUCCAGCCUAUGGGAUCGACGUUACCCGCUAAGUCAUAUCCUGAAAAGGCCAAACUAACGAAAGGUUUGCAUGAUCAACAAACGCACACAAGGCGCGUUUUGUUGCAGACAGGUGAAGGUCAAGGAAAAGUAAGCGAGAGCCCUCGAGGGCAACUAAAGUCAAGCCUUCAUUCGACGAAUGGGGAUAUCCUGCAUUGUAGCAGGGCAGAAAACAUGAGAGAACAUGGAAACUGCUCUGUCAUGAGCACGGAGAAAAUGUCGAAGUAUCUGAAUAUUGGGUGCAGGGAUUUGAGAGAAGAGGCACGACUGAAAUACCCAAAGCAGCAUGGUUUGUACUCUUCUAACGCAUUGCUUCAAGUUGAAAACUCGCAGCCUGGACAAUCUCCUCCAAAGGCCGUAAAGCAGCAUGUGUCCCAGAACAGGCAAGGUCAGCCUUGCAGAUUACAUGACUCUCUUGGUGAUAAGGAGAAUUACAGCAUGAGCAGCUCCAAUGAUCAAGAGCGGAGUAUUCUGGCAUCUUUGGAAAGGCUGGACUGGAAACUGGCUGCGAUAUCAGCAAGAGCAAUGAAUCGGACAAUCACUACACCUUCUCUAAUUUCCCAGAACCAAACUUCCAUUCAGUCAGCACCAGCUGCAACUAGAUUUAAAGAAUCAUCCACCGAUGGAACUCCAAGGAAGGUUUCCAUGCACCCUCUAAGGCCAUCGUCGGUGAAAACACACAAACCACCCACGAGGAACUUCAGGCAGCGGCGAAUUGUUGGAGUAACAAACAAGUUCCACCAAGAUAUAUACAACUAGAUCUGAAAUCCUUUCUGUAUUCUACAACUGCAAUUGUGGUAAACUAAGAGUUCCACAUUUCGGGUUCAGAAACGAUUUGGCACCUCCGCUUUCGUCAAUCGUGACAAGCAAAAUGGCUACGAAAAACAGAAAAAAUUCUAGCCUUGAAGGGCAAUUUGAGGGUCACACCAGAAAGAAUUGAGAUGGAUUGGGUUGCAUGCAGUUGAAUUUAUGGAAGCAUAUAUUUUGAUGCAUUAUAAGGUAAUUCUCUGAACAUAUACACAGGAAUACAUGCAAUCUGGACGGUAAAACUUGUCAUCACCUUCUGUCCAGGCUCAAGACUUACAGCCACAAGAUGAAGCUAAGGAUUAAGCUCAUGUAGAGUGGUCAAAGUCUCCAUACAACCAGGAGGCGAAGUCUUCACAAAAAUGAUCUAAUCUCCUUGGAUUCGGGAGUAAUUACUACGGACAUAGACAUGAGUAGAAUUGAAUUUAACAUUCGAUCCAGUGUAAUUACUUUAAUUGAAACACGAUACUUACAAGUUG
Messenger RNA from Physcomitrium patens, 1897 nucleotides. The record is from RefSeq and is a predicted model, not a curated record. NCBI's taxonomy places the organism in Eukaryota, Viridiplantae, Streptophyta, Bryopsida, Funariales, Funariaceae.